GCUCCUGCCAAUGGCUGUGCGAGUGAGUGCCUGGAGCGAGCGGAGGCGUCCGCCGAUGAUCCCGGGGUGAGAUCAGCAAAAGAGAAAAGAGCGCUGAGCCCCGGCUGGGACCAGCGUAGACUAAAGUGACAGGAGCCCAAGAAGACGCUCAAGGGCACCGAUGGAGGAGAAGCGCAUUUUGUGCAUCGGACUCGUGUGCCUGGACAUAAUCAGCGUGGUGGACAAUUAUCCGGAGGAGGAUUCGGACACCAGAUGUUUGUCACAGCGCUGGCAACGUGGAGGGAACGCCUCCAACACCUGUACCGUCCUGGCCCUGCUGGGAGCCCCUUGUGCUUUUAUGGGUUCGUUAGCUCCUGGUCAUGCUGCAAACUUCGUCCGUGAUGAUUUCCAACGCUAUGAGGUGGAUCUCACCCAUGUGGUUUUGCAUCUGGCAUGCAGCUUGCCCGCUUCAACGGUGAUCAGCAACACAGCCACUGGCACCCGCACGAUCCUGCACGCUGCCAGUAAUCUGCCAGAUGUGACAGCUGCUGAUUUUGAAAAAGUUGACCUGUCUCAAUACAAGUGGAUCCAUUGGGAGGGGAGGAAUGCUUCGGAACAGGUUAAAAUGCUGCAACUGGUGGAAAAGUAUAACCAAACCUGCCCACCAUCUGAGCGAGUGACCACAUCUGUGGAGGUGGAAAAGACCAGGCCACAGCUGUACCAGCUGUUUUGCUAUGGAGAUGUGGUCUUUGUCAGCAAAGAUGUGGCCAAGACGUUUGGAUUCUACUCAGCUCCUGAGGCUGUGAAGGGGCUCUACGGACGUUUGAAACCAGGAGCUACUUUGAUCUGUGCUUGGGCUGAGUGUGGAGCUGACGCAAUGGGACCAGAUGGGCUGCUGGUGCAUUCAGACGCAUUCUCCCCUGAAACUGUUGUGGACACUCUGGGGGCUGGAGACACAUUCAACGCUGCUGUGAUCCUGGCUCUAAGCAAGGGAAAAACGCUCCCUGCAGCAUUAACCUAUGGAUGCCAGGUGGCAGGCCGGAAGUGUGGGGUUCACGGGUAUGAUGGGAUCGUUUGAGCAACAUGCAGAAAGCUGUACCUUCUAGAUUUCACUGGACCAUGGACUAAUACUGUAUCUCUCACGGUAGUAUUCUAUUUGCUGAUGGCACUGGCACGGCUCCUCUGGCAUCUCCUGCAGGGGGAGGACAUGUCAAGCUGCCUGCCACACAUUCCAUAUGGAGUCUGGCUGAGCUGGCUCAGAUGCUCCCGUCUCUUGCCAGGAGGAAAAGAGGUUUCGCUGUAUAACCAUGAAAAGAUAAAUAAAAUACCUGAAGCUGCC
Messenger RNA from Thamnophis elegans (Western terrestrial garter snake), 1318 nucleotides. It is a transcript of the gene KHK, whose product is annotated as ketohexokinase. The record is from RefSeq and is a predicted model, not a curated record. Bases 161 to 1057 code for a protein of 298 amino acids. Gene Ontology annotation, molecular function: ketohexokinase activity. The transcript is spliced from 8 exons. Lineage: Eukaryota; Metazoa; Chordata; Lepidosauria; Squamata; Natricidae. Gene Ontology annotation, biological process: fructose metabolic process.